Molecule: messenger RNA, 1290 nt
Organism: Capronia coronata CBS 617.96
Lineage: Eukaryota; Fungi; Ascomycota; Eurotiomycetes; Chaetothyriales; Herpotrichiellaceae
Exons: 1
Coding region: 1-1290 (429 amino acids)
Source: RefSeq, a predicted model, not a curated record
AUGCUCCACGCAAGGCGUGCUGUCGUCUGCCUUGCUGUGGCGACCCUCCUUAGUCUGUUGAUUUACUAUCGCUCGGCCAGUGCUUCCAUCACAGUCAACUCCUUGCGCAGCACCGUUCCUCAGGUCAUUGGUCUGGGAGACUAUUUCAAUACUGCGGACAAGGAUGUCGGGUCACAGAAUUCAACCACCUCACAGCCAGAGUAUCCUCAUGCCUCGAAACCACCAGCUGAUGCCGGACCAUCCGAGUCGGGAGGCUCAGUUGUUCCGACGAGCAGACCUCCCAAAGCGAACUUCACUCGGAGUCUGGUCAUGGCACGGACGAUGAAGGAAAGUGUCGAGUGGUUAGAUGAAGUGGACCUGGGCCCGGGCAUCACCAAGCAGAUAUAUGUCGCCGACGAUCCAAAUGCUCCUUUGCAUACCCCCAAAAACAAAGGCCACGAAGUCAUGGUCUAUCUGACAUACAUCCUGGACAACUACGACAACCUGCCCGAUGUCAGUAUUUUCAUGCACGCGCAUCGCUACGCCUGGCAUAACGACGACCUGUUGAACUUCGACGCCUCGGAAAUGAUCCAACGGCUCAGCAGUGAGCGGGUGCAGCGACAGGGAUACAUGAAUAUGCGCUGCCACUGGAUGCCUGGCUGUCCGGAAUGGAUUCAUCCCGGCCAAAUCGAAGAAGAUCGAGAAAAACUGGAGCAAUCCCUGAUGGCGGAUGCCUGGGCCGAGCUGUUCCCGCUCAAACCUAUCCCCAAUGUCCUAGCUCAACCCUGCUGUUCUCAAUUCGCAUUGAGUCGCGACAAGAUCCGGGAGCAGCCACGAGAGCGGUACUUGCAUUUUCGAGAUUGGCUCUUGAGGUCUCAGAUCAGGGAUACAAUGAGUGGUAGAAUCUUCGAGUACCUCUGGCAAGUGAUAUUCACCGAUGAAAGCACCUUCUGUCCCAACCAACGCACCUGCUACUGUGACGGGUUCGGCGUCUGUUUCGAGUCCGAGGAAACCUUCGACAAAUGGUUCGAGAUCAGGCAUCACAUGAGAAACGCCGAGACCGAGCUUCGUGAGUGGGAAGACAAGGCCAAAGAGAUUGAGGCUUACCGAAAAGAUGGCAAGCUGCAAGGAAUCGAGGCGGGAGAUGUACAGGUUCCGGCAUUUGGGCAGAAAGAGCAGUUGGCCACGCUCAUUCGAGAGCUGUCGGCAGACCUCGAACACAGGAGAACGGAAGCCAUCCAGAGAGGGACUGACGCCAAAAUCCGAGCGGAAAGCGAUGGACGCACUUGGAAAGAGGGCGAUGGCUAUUGA